CGCUGUUAUCCCCGCUUCCCCCCAAGCCCCACCUCGGGACCAUCCGAGAAUUAUGACGUAGAUAUUUUUAACCACGUUAGGUACCUCACACGCGCGGCUUGGCCUUCACCUUAAAAUGAAUCGUAGGAAAUCUAGAUACUACAUAUAGGUAUAUUAUAAUAAGUCUUAUUUUCAUUUGUUCUACAUUACGUACUUCGCAGGUGGUCAUCUAAACCAUUCAUCCUAACGCCGGUGAAUCUUCUUCUUGCCCUCGAAAUGGUGGGAAUUUGGGAUCGUACAUUUCCAGAUUUCUUUUCCAUCCAACGUCUUUGGCUCUUCCCCCUCCUCGCCGGUUCAGCUUGGUUCCUGACGCUCACCAUUUUGCUGGUGAGAUGGCUGGCCAUUGAUCGUCCCCAAUACCCCGGGCAGGCAAAUCCGUGCGUCCCGUUUAUCAGCGACAUUGCGGCCCAUCAGUUCAAGCCCGUGUUCAUCAUCGGGUGCGCGGCCACGGGGAUCACGUUUAUCGGUACAAUAUUCGCGGUGCAUCACGUACGCUAUUCGCCCAAGUUUUACGGACUGGCAGACGACGCCCAGUGGCGGCAGACUAUGAGCUUCGUUGCGCAGAUUGCCGGCAUUGCUGCUGCAGUCAGCCUGAUAAAUCUGAGCAUCUUCGAUGCAGAUUAUGCGAACGUGAGACAUCGGCGCCUCCUUAUGGGAACAUUCGGAGGCCUUUUUGUGAGUGCGGUUGCUACUACUGCCGUGUGGUGGGAUCAAGUUUGGAGCCCUAUGGGGUUUGUCGGCCUUAGAAAAUGGUGCUUGUUUAACACAACUUUGGUGGCCUGUCAAUUCGGUUGCGGGCUAGCAUUCGUAAUUCUCAUGUACGGCGGCCAUUUCAAAUCGUCAGGAAUACUUGAAUGGUGCCUAACUUAUCUCGGCUCUUUCUGGAUUAUCUCGUUCGUGGGAUACACAAUGUUUAGAGAAGGUGAUCGCCCUACGAUUGAGAACGAUCCUGAGCAACAGCCACUAUUAACGUAGCGUUUAAUACACUACAAAUUAGUAGUUGGAUAUAAUUAUAGAAGGGAACUUUCGUCGUAAGACAAUAUGUCAAUAGGAUUCUUGUAGCUUCCGCUUUUCUCGUUUGGUAAUAUUUUAUAAUGAUCGUCUGGUACUUGGAUAUUCUUAUAGCUUGACUGGAUCUCGCUAAGUGUAGUUGAGGUACUAUAAAGUUCAUUUAAAAAAGGGGUUUCAGGAAUUUAAAAACCUCACACUAGUAGGCAUAUUUAAUAGGCCUGUAGCUAGAGGAAGCCAUUCCCUAAUCGAACAGCUAAGCAAUGAGGCGGCGUCGGUAGUGGACCUUGCGUUAGGUACUUACCUACCUACCUUAGGUAGGUAGGCACCCGAAGGGUGUAUCUUGUAGAUUCUCCACUUUUACUAGCAUUAAGCCCUGUUACAAGCAUAUUUCUAGACCGUGCGCUACUCCAGAAA
Messenger RNA from Daldinia caldariorum, 1464 nucleotides. RefSeq lists its product as uncharacterized. The transcript has 3 exons. The coding region runs from base 256 to 1014 and encodes 252 amino acids. Lineage: Eukaryota; Fungi; Ascomycota; Sordariomycetes; Xylariales; Hypoxylaceae. The record is from RefSeq and is a predicted model, not a curated record.